AUCCACAUUUUUUUCAUAACACCAAAGAAGAUGGCUGAGAGAUUAGAUUUAGAAGAAUUAAAAAAGUUGAGAGUCGUUGAUUUGAAAGAGAAACUCUCAAAUAGAGGUCUUUCAACAACAGGAUUGAAAGCCGAUUUAAUGGAAAGACUUCAUCAGGCACUGAUUGAAGAAGAAGAGGUUGAAAUUCAUAAGGGAUCAAGCAAAAGUGGAGAAGGUGGAGAUUUCAAAGAUGAUAAUGGAAAUAAUGAAGAAAAGAAAGAAAGGAUAUUGUUUGAACAACAAAAAGAAGCUUUAGGCUUAGAACAGAUAAGAUUAUUGGAAGAAGAGAAAGUUCGUAAAGAACAUGAGCUAAUUCAGAAAGCUCAGCAGCAGCAGGAAUUGUUGACUGUUGAGAAGCAAAAGGAGUUGUUAGCUGAACAGCAGCAGCGAAUACUAGUUGAGCAACAACAACGACUUCUUGCUGAACAAGAACAGCAGCAGAAGAUUAUGGGUGAACAUCAACAGAAGAUGCUGGAAGAACAGCAAAGGUUGAUGGAGGAGAAGAAAAAGGAAGAAGAAUUGUUUCUUCUGCAGCAACAGGCACUCUUGGAAAAACGUCGUGAAGAAGACAGCAAACAACAACAACAGCAGGUCAUUACAACAGUACAUUUACCUCCAGGCCCACCACCUGUUGUGGCAUCUACAGUACCAAUACCAUUACCUGGACCUCCACCUCCACCACACACCACUUUUGGUGUUGGUAUGCCAGUGACCACCUCUACUGUUCAUCACAUUGUUCACACCAGCAUGGCACACCCUCCUCCUUCUGUCCCUGCCCCUAUGCCUCCUCCUGUCCCCUCCAUGAAUCAAGUGGCCCAUAUCCCUCCACCACAGCCAACUGGUACAAGUAUUCCCGUCACUACAGCUCGGCCACAUAUGAUGAUGCCAACAUCCCUUCCUCCAAGCAUGAGUAUAGCUCCACCUGGAAUACGUCCUCCUACGUCUUUUCCUCCAACAUCUAUGGGUGCCCCGCCACCCAUGAUGGGGCCACAACCUCCUACCAUUCAUCCUCCACCUCCUGUUACGCGUCCAGUAGCUCCACCUCCACCCAGCACUAUGUCAAACUACCAAGGAGUGCAGAAUAAUAUUCAAAUAAGAGUCAUUUCUAGGACACCACCACAGACAGAAAAAACUCCUACUACCCAGUCUACAACAAAUACUAGUGUAGAUACAGUUGGACAGUCAGCAUCUCAAGAUGAUUCCUCAAAAGAAAUUAAGCUCCCACAAGCUCUAGAGAAAGUGUUGGCUUUCAAAGAAGAGAGAGCCCAGCAGUUGGGCUUAGAUCCUGAUGCUGUAGUAGAGCCAGAAUCUUCUCCUCUUCCGCCACCACCACUUCCUCCUCGACCUCUUGUAGCCAUGGAUGAAGAUGAAGAGGGAGAAGGUGGAGAAGAUGAAGAAGAAAUGCAGGUUCAAUCUCGAGAGUCCAAAAAUAAGAGGCGUAAAAAGAAAAAGAAAACUGCUCGACAGAGACGACAGCAGCAACAAGUAGAGAGAAAAAAAAAUGAAGAAAAUCUGGAGAGGAAAAAUUAUGUAAAGGAUGAUAUAGAUGUUGAUAUUGAGUAUAUCCAAGAAGCCCUGGAUCCCUCAGAUACUACUUAUUCAUUGUUCGUGAAGAUUUUUGAAAAGUUUCGAUUAGGUGAACCAGAGUCGGCACAAUCUCUGCCUAAGAAUGAAGAUGCCUCUGCAGCUGACAUUACAAGUUUAGAAGCAAGCCGACUGGCAGAACGCAAAAAAGCUGCUUAUGUUGAUGAUGAUAGGGAUGAAGAUGAAAUGGAUAGAAAAGAAGAAGACAAGCCCAAAUUGUCAAAAAGAAAAUUGAAGAAGUUGAACAGAAUGAGCAUAGCAGAACUGAAGCAGAAAGUUGGCAGACCAGAGUUAGUGGAGAUGCACGAUGUUACUGCCAAAGAUCCUGUGUUACUUCUACAUUUGAAGGCUGCCCGAAAUUCUGUGCCCGUUCCACGGCAUUGGUGCUUUAAAAGAAAAUACUUGCAAGGAAAGAGAGGAAUUGAAAAACCACCUUUUGAACUGCCCGACUUCAUAAAACGUACAGGAAUUAUGGAAAUGAGACAAGCUUUACAGGAGAAGGAGGACCAGAAAACUUUGAAAAACAAGAUGAGAGAAAAGGUUCGACCAAAAUUAGGGAAGAUAGAUAUUGAUUAUCAGAAACUGCAUGAUGCCUUUUUCAAGUGGCAGACUAAACCCAGGAUGACUAUACAUGGAGAUCUCUAUUAUGAGGGAAAAGAAUUUGAGACAAAACUGAAAGAAAAGAAGCCAGGAGAUUUCAGUGAUGAACUACGAACAGCACUUGGAAUGCCCGUUGGACCUAAUGCAAACAAAUGUCCACCUCCUUGGCUUAUUGCCAUGCAGAGAUAUGGACCUCCUCCUUCCUAUCCUAACUUGAAGAUUCCUGGGUUAAAUGCCCCAAUUCCAGAGGGAUGUUCUUUUGGAUAUCAUGCUGGAGGCUGGGGAAAACCACCUGUAGAUGAAGCGGGAAAACCUCUGUAUGGAGAUGCAUUUGGUACACUCUCAGGUGACCUACAUCCAUCUGCUGUAGAAGAAGAAAUAGACAAGAGCUUAUGGGGUGAACUAGAGUCUGAAUCUGAGGAAGAAUCUGAAGAGGAGUCUGAGGAAGAAGAAGCUGAACCAACUGCAGAUGAGUCAGGUCUUGUGACUCCGGCUGAAGGUUUAGUGACUCCUAGUGGAAUAAGCUCCAUUCCUGCUGGCAUGGAAACACCAGACAUGAUAGAACUUAGAAAACGAAAGAUUGAGGCAGAAAUGGAAGGAGGUGAAACCCCAGCUCUAUACACAGUCCUUCCAGAGAAGAAAGGAGAGAAAUUGGGAGCAGCCAUGAUGGGUUCAACCCAUGUAUAUGACGUAGCUGCAGCAAUACCAGCAGGAAAAGCAAAGGUUCCAGUUACAGGUGGACCAAUACCUCCAGAAGGAAUAGAGGUUGCUUUGGACCCCAGCGAGCUUGAGUUGGAUACUGCAGCUAUGGCUGCCCGAUAUGAACAGACUGUAAGGGAGCAGCAGUCCCAACUGGAAAAGGAAGACCUUAGUGAUAUGGUUGCAGAACAUGCAGCAAGACAAAAGAAUAAACGUAAGAAGCAGCAACAAGAUAGUGGAAAAACUGCCAAGAAGUACAAGGAAUUCAAGUUUUGAGGCCCAUUUUGCUGACUUGUAUAGGAUACAUUUUUAUCAAUCACAGCUCAUGAGUCCAUCAGUUCUCUUUAGGUAGACAUCAAGAAGCCAAUUCCAUUGUAGAUUUUAAUGGCUUGUAAAGAUUAACUUGAACUAGAAAGUAAUUUUUACUUUCUUUAAAUCUCAGAAUUGGUUUUCAGGAGUGGGAAAAUGCACAUCAAUAUUUAGCCUUUGUAACUUAUCGAAAAUGUUCAGCGUAUUUCCACCUUGUAUUGAAAUGAUAGUUUCACCUUUUGUCAUUGAUUUUUUUGUCUUUGUUAAAAACAACAAAAUAAACGUUUUAAAAAUAGCUGCUACUUGUGUAUUUCCUCCUUUAGAUGUCAGUGUAAAAAGAAAAAAGUUUGGCUAUGCUUAUGACUAUAAAUAAAGAAAAAUUUGGAA
This is a messenger RNA of Limulus polyphemus (Atlantic horseshoe crab), 3618 nucleotides long. It is a transcript of the gene Sf3b2, whose product is annotated as splicing factor 3B subunit 2-like. NCBI's taxonomy places the organism in Eukaryota, Metazoa, Arthropoda, Merostomata, Xiphosura, Limulidae. The record is from RefSeq and is a predicted model, not a curated record. Gene Ontology annotation, biological process: mRNA splicing, via spliceosome. The coding region runs from base 31 to 3198 and encodes 1055 amino acids. Gene Ontology annotation, cellular component: nucleus; U2-type spliceosomal complex; catalytic step 2 spliceosome. The transcript is spliced from 21 exons.